Molecule: messenger RNA, 3297 nt
Organism: Daucus carota subsp. sativus
Lineage: Eukaryota; Viridiplantae; Streptophyta; Magnoliopsida; Apiales; Apiaceae
Exons: 3
Coding region: 1-3297 (1098 amino acids)
Source: RefSeq, a predicted model, not a curated record
AUGGAGGGAGGUAUGAUGAAAUGUCCUUGCAAGCUUUGUAAAAAUUUGAAUUGGUUAGGGGUAGAUGAUGUUCGGUUUCAUUUGAUAUCCGAGGGUAUGAUGGAGAGUUAUACGGUAUGGACUUCGCACGGAGAGGUUUCGCAAAAAAAUAAAAAGCGAAAAUCAUGUGAAACGCGAGAAUGUCGUAGGGUAGUAGAUGAUCAUGUUGAUAUCAACUCCAUGUUACAUGAUUUUGCCGGUUCGAAUCAUGAAUUUUAUGAUACCACGGGUACUACUAAUGUUGAAGAAGCUCCUAAUGAUAGUGCUAAAGAAUUUUAUAAGGCGAUUGUUGAAAAUGGUGCUCCUAUUUAUCCCGGUUGCACAAAAUUUACAAGAUUAAGUUUUACCGCAAAAUUGUUGGAGUUCAAAAAUGCGUCUAAUUGUAGUGACAAAGCCUUCAACAGUUUGAUUAAGAUCAUUAUGGACGUGUUACCAAAAAAGCACACAUUACCCGAGUCUUAUUAUGAGAUGAAAAAGGUUAUGAAAAGUUUAAGGGUGGAAUAUGAAAAAAUUGAUGUGUGCGAGAAUGAUUGUAUGCUAUUUUAUGGAGAUGACAAAGAUAAAAUUGUGUGUGAUAUAUGUAGUUGUAAUCGAUAUUUGGAUAAAUCAAGGAAAAAUGGUAAGAAAAUUCCGAGAAAGAUUUUAAGACAUUUUCCUUUGAUUCCCCGACUGCAAUGCUUAUAUAUGUCGGCACAUACAUCCGACCACAUGAGGUAUUACAAAAAUCGAGAGGUCAAUGAAAAAGAAAUUUCUCACCCUGCGGAUGGAGACGAAUGGAAGAAUUUUGACCUCCGAUAUCCAUCAUUUGCUCAAGAAAUUCGUAAUGUAAGACUUGGUUUUGCGACCGAUGGUUUCAACCCGUUUGGGAAUACGGGUAACAAAACAUAUAGUGUAUGGCCCGUGGUAAUUGUUGUGUAUAAUCUUCCGCCGUCCAUGUGUAUGAAGAGACCGUAUAUGUUUUUGACGGAUAUUAUACCGGGUCCGGAGAGUAUUGGGAAAAAUAUUAAUAUAUAUCUUAGACCUCUCAUUGAUGAAUUGAAGACAUUAUGGUAUACCGGAGUGCAAACAUAUGACCAAUCUCUAAAACAAAAUUUUACCAUGAGAGCGGCUCUUAUGUGGACAAUCAGUGAUUUUCCUGCCAUGAGUAUGGUAAGUGGUUGGUCGGGGAAAGGAAAGCUUGCAUGUCCAGUGUGUUUGGGAAGUGUGCAGGGGUUUCAGUUAAAACAUUCUGGGAAAUGUUCUUUUCAUGGCACUAACCGAAUUUUUCUUGAACCUAAUGAUCCAUUGCGUAAGAAGAGUAGCUUGUUUGACCAUUCGGAAAAAAGGUUGUGGCGUGGACGCUUAUCCGGGGAGGAAGUUAAAACUUGGCUUGAUAGCAUAGACUUUCCACCACCCGGAAAGACUAACAAAAAGAAAAGAAGUGAUGGAUAUGGGGUUGAGCAUCAUUGGACUCAUGCCCCGAUGUUCUAUGAUCUCCCUUAUUGGUCUUCACAUAGUUUGCGACAUUCCAUUGAUAUCAUGCAUACCGAAAAAAAUGUGUUUGAGAACAUAUUUUUUACCAUUGUUGGGGGCAAGAAGUCAAAAGAUCACCACAAGGCAAGGUCGGAUUGCAAACACUUCGGUGUGUUGCCUCAUUUGUGGAUUGAUGAAAAUGGCAAAAAACCAAAAGCUCCGUACUCUCUUAGUAGAAAACAACUCAAACUUCUAUGUCAGUGGAUUGAGUCGUUGAAACUUCCAGAUGGUUAUGUCUCAAAUAUAUCUCGUUGUUGCAAUGCUAAGGAGUGUAAGUUUUUUGGAUUUAAAUCGCAUGAUUGUCAUAUUUUCCUUCAAAAAUUGUUGCCUCUAUCAAUUCGCGAGCUUCUACCGGGACCAAUUGUGGAUGCCUUGACAAUGAUUUCCAAUUUUUUUCAAGAAUUAUGUUCAUCUGUGAUUACGAGAUCCGACUUGGAUCAAAUGAUGAAAUCGGUUAUUAGAGCUUUGUGUUUAUUGGAAACAAUUUUUCCUCAGACUUGGUUUGAUUCGAUGGAGCAUUUGGUAAUACAUUUAGCAGAAGAAAUUAGACUAGCAGGACCCGCUUAUUGGCAUUGGAUGUAUCCAAUUGAACGGUUAUUAGGGAAAUUUAAACAAAAGGUUGGUAAUAAAGCGCGAGUCGAGGGUUCAAUUACCGAACGUUAUAUGGAAGAGGGGAUUCUUAAUUUUUGUUCCUUCUACUUUGCCACGGACUCAAUUCAUAAUAAAAUACGUCGCAAUGAAGCUCGUUUUGAUGGUGAUGGCUCCGAAAAAUUAGAAGUUUUUGAAUAUCCAAUUGAAUGUCUUGGUAAAGAGGGAAGUCGUUAUUUGACCGAUAAAGAGCGAAAGUUAGCAGAAGAAUAUGUUGGACGAAAUGAUGUAAACCGACCUCUUCUUCAAUAUUUGUUUGAGGGACCGGCUAUGCGGGUAAUGACAUUUGAGACUUGUAAAGUCAAUGGAUACAAAUUUUGUACGAGAACAUCUUCCGGUUCCGGUGUCAUUGUUAAGGGCACUUCACAUGAUAACAAUAGUGAUUAUUAUGGACAAUUGGAGGAAAUUGUCAAGCUUAUUUAUCGAGGAGGAAAUUAUGUAUAUUUAUUCAAAUGUAUAUGGUUUGAUAGUGUCGGAAAUGGUGUUGUGAUUGAUAAAAAUAGGGUCGUGACCGUGGAUAUUACUUCAAGAUUGAAGUCGGAUGAGAUUUUUAUUUUGGCUAGUCAAGCUUCCCAGGUUUACUAUGCUCCCAGUGUAUUGAAUCCACAUGGCAAAUAUUUUACGGUCGUCAAGUCUAAAAGUCGUCCGAUAAGCGAAUCUAUCAAAAUAUCAAAUGAUAUUGAAGAAGCUUAUCAAGAAGAUAGAUCAAAUGCUACUAGUGCAUUCUCUAUAUUUGUUGAUUUUGCACAAUAUGGUUCCUUACCGUUCGGCACCUUGUGGUGGUUUGUCAUCCUUGUGGUGAUGAUCAUUGCCUUAAUGGCAAGAAAAGGCAAGGGCAAGGGGAAGGCCAAGGAGACAACCAAAGGCAAGGGAAAAGGGAAAGCCAAGGAGACAACUUCCACUCGGAAGGGUAAAGGAAAGUCUAGCACCUUGGCUAUACGUGAUGAGCCAACUGAUUCGGAUGAAGGCGGGGAGAAUCCGAAUGAAGAGGAAGUUCCAAGACGAAGGGUAAUUAGGAGGCCACGAUCCCAUUCAGCCGGUUUGUUUGGAAAAGUCCCUCCGAAACCAAUCCGUAUCAAUAUUUUAGGAGGACAGUAA